Drosophila mojavensis is the source of this 2030-nucleotide messenger RNA. Its product is annotated as aldo-keto reductase family 1 member B1. Gene Ontology annotation, cellular component: cytosol. The record is from RefSeq and is a predicted model, not a curated record. The coding region runs from base 139 to 1074 and encodes 311 amino acids. Gene Ontology annotation, molecular function: aldose reductase (NADPH) activity. The transcript is spliced from 2 exons. NCBI's taxonomy places the organism in Eukaryota, Metazoa, Arthropoda, Insecta, Diptera, Drosophilidae.
CGCGCUAGUCGCUCACUAGACCUUGGACGUGGUGGAACUGAUUGCGCAAUUGAACAACACGCGGAUCUUAAUAAAAAAUAAAAAAUAAAAAAGAAUACACAUAUAUAUAAAUAAAAUUUGUAAUCAAUUAUCAGAGCAAUGCCAAAAGUAGCGCCAAAAAUCAAAUUAAACAAUGGCCAGGAGAUGCCCAUAAUUGGCCUGGGCACCUGGAAAUCAUAUGAAUCGGAAGCCUAUCAAGCGACCUGUGACGCCAUCGACAUCGGCUAUAGACACAUUGACACCGCAUUUGUUUACGAGAACGAGCAUGAGGUGGGCAAAGCGAUCCGGGAGAAAAUUGCCCAGGGCGUGAUCAGGCGAGAGGAUAUUUUUGUGACCACCAAAUUGGGUGGCAUUCAUCAUGAUCCUGCGGUGGUGGAGCGCGCGUUUCGCUUGAGCUUGAGCAACUUGGGUCUGGACUAUAUCGACUUGUAUCUGAUGCACAUGCCCAUUGGCCAAAAGUUUCACGACGACAACAAUGUGCACGGUACCUUGGAGCUGACGGAUGUCGACUACUUGGAUACGUGGCGCGAAAUGGAAAAACUUGUGGAUCUUGGACUUACCCGCAGCAUUGGCCUCUCCAAUUUCAAUGCGGCUCAAACAGAGCGUGUGCUUGCAAAUUGCCGCAUUAAGCCGGUGGUGAAUCAAGUCGAAUGCCAUCCAGCCUUCCAGCAGGAGCAACUGCGUCAGCAUGCCAAGGAGCACGGCCUAAUCAUCUGCGCCUAUUGUCCGCUGGCCAGACCACAGCCGGCACGCCAUUGGCCACCAUUCCUGUACGAUGAGCGUGCGCAGCAGCUGGCCAAGAAAUAUGGUCGCAGCAGCGCACAGAUUUGCCUGCGUUAUCUCAUACAGAUUGGCGUUGUGCCGCUGCCGAAGUCGUCGAAUAAAGCGCGAAUUGCGGAGAAUUUCAAUGUUUUCGAUUUCGAGCUGCAGCCUGAAGAUAUGGCUGUUAUGAAGAAUUAUCAUACGGGCGUGCGCACAGUUCCAUUUAGUGGGAUGGCUGGCCAUAAAUAUUAUCCAUUUAACGAUCAAUUCUAAGUUUAAUUACCGCAUAAGCUUGCUUAGUAUUUUUUAUAUUAAUAACACAAAACACAGGGUUGUAUUGCAAACAACAACUUGCUAAUCAGCUUGUAAAUGAAUUUCAUUUGAUAAAAACAAAAAAAGAAAUAAGCCCAACAAAAAUACCUAGUCUGCUGUCUUAUCUUAGUAUCUUACGUAAAUAGGGUGAGGAAAAGUAGAAGGUUGUCAAGUUUAACUUUAUUUAAUAUGUAUUUCAUUUCGAUGUGAACUACGAAAAACCCUGAUUGUGUUUAGAGAUAAAGCGCACAAGUUAUUUAAUGCAAUUGCUACGUUCGCUAGUUUCUAUUCCAGACGCAUUGAAAAUCAUAUCUGCUAAAUUCUGUCAUAUUUGUCGCCGGGAUUUGAAGUGUCUGUCUUAUCAGUUGACGGAUUUCAUGAUGAAGUACAAAAGUAAAAUAGUUCAAGGGGAGCGCGGGCGUUAAAUGAUCUUCUGUGUCAGUCGGCACCAACGAAUAAUAGUGGAAAGAGCAAUCAUCAAAUAUUUAUAAUUAACUUCAUUAGCAAGCUCAGCGAAUCAACAGGUUGCUUUCUUGCUACUGUUUGUUAUUUAGUAUUUAAAUACUGUUUUGGUGUUUUUUCAAGGCACAACUUGGUUAGGGCGACCAUUUGUUCUGUGCUUAUUUUAGUGGGUACACACUGAAAUAGCGAACAGCUGUUUAGACUUGCGUUUUACUUUUAAGUUGCUGGUCGGAAAUAUUAUUUUAUGAAAAUGUCGGUUAUAUUAAGACAUAAACUGCCCACGCAAUGGCUUUUAAAGCAAAUUUGUUACAGCACCAGCGCCAAAUCGAGCAACGAUGCGGCAAGUGCCAAAACAAUACCGAAAAAUUUGCUCGAGGAUAAGCAAACGGCGAAUUUGCAAAAGGAAAACGGCGCCAUAUUCGAUAAGCGCCCAUUUAAACUGCACUUGGACAAAG